AUGGAUAUACAUGGAGAAGCUGUUCGGAAGGGGGUGUCAUGGAAUUCAUUAUUUCAAUCUUCUUCAAGCUCCCUUAAUAGUGAAGGUUUGGAGUUAAGUUUCAUUGAGCCUGUUUGUAUUGAUGGUAUGCGUGUUGCACAAUGUUCUUCAGCCAUGCUUAAGGCAGAAUUAUCUAAAUGGAAGAACACUCUUCUUGGGCAUUUCAUUGGCCGUAGGCCAAGUUUUACUUAUGUUAAAGAAGUGCUGCUAAAACAAUGGAGUAUUUCUGGGCAUGUGGAUGUUAAUCUUUUAGAGAGUGGAUUCUUUGUUUUUCGUUUCAAUUUGGAGGAAGAUAAAGUUAAAGUGCUAGAAGGAGGACCAUGGACUGUGCAGCGAAGACCGUUGAUCCUCCGGCCUUGGAAACCAGGAAUGAAGCUUGAAAAGGUUGAAUUAAACUCCAUUCCUAUCUGGAUUACUUUCCCCAACCUUCCUUUUCACUUCUGGAAUGUGGAGGCUUUGAGUUCGAUUGCUAGUGUUAUCGGCAAACCGAUAGCCAUUGACAAAAUGACAAUGACUAAGGAAAGGCUCUCCUAUGCCCGCUUAUGUGUGGAAAUUGAGGCUACCCAUGAUGUCCCGGAGCAAGUGGCUGUCCAUGAUGAUGAAGGGUUGGUGUUCUUUCAAAAAGUGAAGUAUGAAUGGUGCCCUCCACGCUGCAAUAGCUGCAUGAUUUUUGGCCAUGCCACUAGUCAAUGUGGUGCUAAUCAAGCUACACAGAAGGGUAACAGCCGAAAAGAGUGGAGGGUGAAAGGUGGUGCUGGUCCUUCUCGGAUCACGGAAUCUGAUGGGAUCACGAAAUCUAUGGGGAUUUCCAAAUCUGCUGGUUCUAGAAAUCUUCCUAAUUCUCCAACCAAGAUUGCAGCUGGUAAGGGGAAGGAAGUUGUUCAUGUCAAUGCAUUUGCUUUGCUGGAAGAUCUAACGGAGGAAGUUGCCUAUGAUCCAAAGGAGCUAAUGUUGGAUGUUGAUUCUUGCAAUAUCUUAUUAGGAGAUGAGCUGGAUGAUGGGCAGAAUCCAAGGGAUUCUUUAAUUACGCAGAUGGGGAGAAUCUUGGAAGAAAAGGGGAGAAUUGGUGAGGGUGGAGAGAAGGAGAGUGGGGCACUUAUGGAAGGUAAUAAUUCUUCCACUUCAGUUUUGGUAAGCAAUGCUGAUUGGGGGAGCUCUAUUAGGGAUUCUCUUUUGAAGAUUCUUGAUGAGGGGGCCACGUUGGAUGGUGAUGUCAUUGAAGAAGGAGCUAAAGAAGUUGCCCGGCCAGAUUUGAUUUCCAAAACUGCCAGCCUAUCCACCAAAGGAAGAAAGGAUUCGGCUAGCUUAUCUUUGAAAGACCCCACAUUUGAAGGUAUGUCCAACCCCACUAUCCCCAUUGUUUUAAAUUCAGAUAAAGAGGGGAGAGGACUAAGGGAGCAGGGAAGGAGAAGAUUUUUGGCUUCUUUCAAGCCUCAGCGUAUUGAAAUCACUUCCAAUGCUAGUUCUGUGAAGGGGACUGAGAUUGGAUUGGCUUUGGGGUUGGAAUUCUUGGUUCUUCUUUGGCCUGCCACCGCACCUGUUUAUGCUUUUAAUACUCUUGAGGGGAGGCUUGAGCUGUGGAAAGACAUAGAGGAAAUUGUCUGGUAUGAUCGACCCCCGGGCUGUAAUGGGGAUUUUAAUAUUGUUCGGCAUCAGAAUGAGAAGCUUGGAGGGGAGGCCAUUCUUCAUGGGGCUGUAGAGGACUUUAACGCUUGUCCAAAGCCUUUCAAAUUUUUCGAUGCCUGGACUACUCAUGGAGAUUACUUUGAAGUGGUUAAGAAAGGCUGGGCUUUCCCUAUAAAGCCACAGUCCAAUCCUCUUCUUUGCUUCGCUGCAAAGUUAAGGAAUGUUAAGCUUGAGCUGAAGAGGUGGAAUAAGGAGGAUUUUGGGGAUGUUUUUCAUUCUGUCAAGGUGGCUGAGGAGGAACUUUCCAGAAUUCAGGCUGAUAUAUCUUUGAAUCCGAUGGAUGAUUCUCUAAUUAUCCUAGAGAGAGAGGCCAAGGGCAAGCUCUGGAGUGCUUUGCAAAUGGAGGAGAGGGUCCUAAAGGAGAAAUCUAGGGUGAAGUGGCUCCAACUAGGUGACGGAAAUAACAGUUUUUUUCAUAAGUCCAUGCGUAGCAGAUUCAAUAGAAAGCAUAUUCUGGAGAUUGUUGAUCAGAAUGGAGUGGUGGUUGAAGAACCAAAAAGGAUUAAAGAAGAGGCUGUAAACUUUUAUUGUAAUUUAUUUGGGACUGAUUCAAUUGAUGAGGGAACCUGCCCAAAUUCUAUCCACCUUUCGGGUGCUAUUUCUGAAAUUCAGAUAUUGGAAUUGGAAAGGGGGAUUAGUAGAGAGGAGAUCAAGGGUGUGGUCUUUGCUAUGAAAGAUUCUAAGGCCCCAGGGCCUGAUGGUUUCGGGGCUAGAUUUUACAAAACAACCUGGGAGAUUAUUAAGGAGGACCUUAUCAAGGCUAUUAAUUGGUUUUUUGAGAACUCCCUUAUGCCCUAUCUCGUUAAUGCUACCUUUAUUUCUACGAUCCCUAAAUCUGGAGAUGUUUCCUCCUUUGCGGGCUAUAGACCCAUUGCCCUUUGCAAUCUGCUUUAUAAGAUCAUUUCUAAGAUCAUCUCUAAUAGACUCGAGAAGGUUAUCGGCGAGGUGAUCAGUUUCAAUCAAUCAGCUUUUAUCAAAGGAAGAUCUAUAGUUGAUAAUAUUCUUGUUUGCCAUGAUAUUGUGAGAGGAAUUGAAGCAGAAAGCAGCCAACCCCUUUGUGGUGUUGAAGGUUGA
Messenger RNA from Telopea speciosissima, 2799 nucleotides. RefSeq lists its product as uncharacterized. NCBI's taxonomy places the organism in Eukaryota, Viridiplantae, Streptophyta, Magnoliopsida, Proteales, Proteaceae. The transcript is spliced from 5 exons. Bases 1 to 2799 code for a protein of 932 amino acids. The record is from RefSeq and is a predicted model, not a curated record.